Messenger RNA from Artibeus jamaicensis (Jamaican fruit-eating bat), 772 nucleotides. It is a transcript of the gene RNASE1, whose product is annotated as ribonuclease A family member 1, pancreatic. Lineage: Eukaryota; Metazoa; Chordata; Mammalia; Chiroptera; Phyllostomidae. Gene Ontology annotation, molecular function: RNA nuclease activity; nucleic acid binding. The coding region runs from base 94 to 558 and encodes 154 amino acids. The transcript has 2 exons. The record is from RefSeq and is a predicted model, not a curated record.
CUGGUGACUGCAUAAAUUGGUCUUCCGCUUGCUCUCGCCCUUGUCUGGAAUCAAAGCUAGAGACCCAGGCUCCUCCAAGGCAGUGAGGGCAGCAUGGCUCAGAUGUCCUUCAUCCUGUGCCUGCUGCUAAUCCUGGUGCUGUUGGUGCUGGGAUGGACCCAGCCUUCCCUGGGCAAGGAAUCAUGGGCCAUGAAGUUUCAACGGCAGCACAUGGACCCAGACGGUUACCCCACCAACUCCAGCUAUUGCAACCUAAUGAUGAGGCGCAGGAAAAUGACAGAGGGAAGGUGCAAGCCAAUAAACACCUUUGUGCAUGAGCCUUUGGUGGAUGUCCAGGCCAUUUGCCUCCAGGGAAACAUUACCUGCAAGAAUGGGCAGUCCAACUGCCACAAGAGCAGCUCCAGCAUGAACAUCACGGACUGUCGCCUGACGAAUGGUUCCAAGUACCCCAAUUGUGUUUACCGGACCAGCCAGAAAGAGAGGCAGAUCAUUGUGGCUUGUGAGGGAAACCCAUACGUGCCAGUUCACUUUGAUGCUUCAGUAGAGGUCUCCACCUGAGACCAGGGCAGUGAGAUGCCCGACCUCAUCCUGUCACCCGCCUGUCCCCUCUUCCUUCCUUGCCCUGUGGGAAAUAACCCAAGUUAGGGCUCCUAUAUGAUAUAAACAUGCUUCCCUGGUAUGAGGUUUGCCCUUGUGUGGUUUGGAGGAUAAGGAGUGGGUUGUGAGGAGAGCUUCGUUUUAAUCACUUUACUGCUUCUUUCAAUAAAACUCA